AUGGAGUGUGAAGAUAUGUAUUGUGAUGUUUCUGAUGUUUCUGAUAAAAGGACUGCUCGAAGAACCUACCAAACUCAUCUGCACCAUGAAAAAAAGGGAUUCAUUGAGAAGCUCACGGAACUUCUAUUGCCGACAAAAAUGAGAGACGCCGAGGUGCGAGCCCAAUUGCGUUCGAUUUGUGACAUCUUCGAAAAAAAGUUUCCUGACAAGAUCAUUCAAGAAAAUGGAUGUCUAUUCCGUAGAACAGUGGAGUACGGACAAGUACGGAAAUCGGUUUGGGCUACUUGCAAUCCAGAUAAGAAUUUCGAACUAUUCCAAGAGAGAAUCAAGCAAGACGGUGUGAAAAGUGAAGUUGUUGAUUUGACAGGGGAUUGGGAGAAUUGUCGAAUCAAGUCAGAACCCGCUGAAGAAGAAGGAGAAGAGGUCUACAUGGAUUCAGGAAUGGAAUUCGAUAUUCCAUUAGUGAACACAUUGCCGCAUCAGAACUUGGUCGCCCACCUUCCUCAACCCGUUUACUAUCCUCAACCCGUACCUGCUAUAAAUGAGCUCUCCCCAGUCCAUUUGGGAUUUGAUAUUCCAUCAUUGAACACAUUUCCGCAACAUAACUUGGUCGUCCACCGUCCUCAACCCGUUUACCCACCAUAUGCUCCAAAUGUGUUCUACCCAGUUCAUCCACAUCCACAACUAGGGACUGAUUUUGAGCAUUUCUUUGCUCAAAACUCAAACGAACCACAAUUUGAUCAGUUCUCUCCACUAAACUCGCGCAACUCCGGAUUGAAUCCAGAAUAUAAUCCAGUUCCUUCAGUCCCAACAGAGCACACAGCUCUGAAUAAUCCAAUUCGAAUUGACGCUCCGGUCGAUUAUCAUACCUUCGCUCCACUCAAUUUUCAAGAUGCUUCUUCGAAUUGGGUUCUUAUGGCAAGUCCACCGGGUCAGCCACUUCCGAGAGAAGAACUUCUUACUGGCUUCGAGUCACCAGACAUUUUGUAA
Molecule: messenger RNA, 990 nt
Organism: Caenorhabditis remanei
Lineage: Eukaryota; Metazoa; Nematoda; Chromadorea; Rhabditida; Rhabditidae
Exons: 5
Coding region: 1-990 (329 amino acids)
Source: RefSeq, a predicted model, not a curated record